UUACACUCAUCGGGACUGAAGGAAGCUAAAGGUAUCAUUUUCUCAUCUCGAAAUAUCAUUUGAAGGGGCAUUGGACCUUGCUCCAAUAGAUCAUUGUGUUAGUGAAGCUGGAAUUUGAAGGUUUUUGAAGUCCAUCUCUCACUCACUCACUCACCAACACAAAUCACUCUAAAAAAAAUGAAUACCAAGGAACUCUCUCUCCCUUAUAUAUUAAUAAUAACUUUGUUGUUACUCUUAGCUUCACACUCAAAUUCAUAUAACCAAAACCAUACUCCAACAAAUCCAAAACAGAUUCCAGCAGUAUAUGUUUUUGGUGAUUCACUUGUUGACAGUGGUAACAACAAUUAUCUUCCAAUAGAAUCAUAUUCAAAAUUUCCUCCUUAUGGUAUAGACUUCGGCGGCAAACCUACUGGUCGAUACACUAAUGGAAAAACCGUCGUUGAUUACUUAUCUAUACAUCUUGGCCUACCUUUUAUUCCUCCAUAUUUGAGCCUUACAAAGAUGCAAAGAAACAAAAUCAAAACUGGCAUAAAUUUUGCAUCUGCUGGUUCUGGUAUUCUUUCUGAAACCAACAACAAUCAUAGUUUGACUCUUGACAAACAGAUAAAAUUAUUCGAAAAGGUUAUUAAGAAUAAUUUACCAAAUCUGUUUGAUGAUAAAGAAAAAUUAGAGAGGCAUCUAUCUGAAUCAUUGUUUGUUGUCUCCACUGGUUUGAAUGACCACUUCACUGCUACCGGAAAUUUUCAAGGCUCUCGAAAAUUUGAUUCAUGUCUGCUAAAGGAAUUUUCGCUACGCAUUCAGAAAAUUUACAGUCUAGGAGUUAGAAGAUUUUUUGUGAAUAACAUUGCCCCAGCAGGGUGCUUUCCCUCAAUGGCUGCAAAAUCAAGACCAAGAGGAGAAUGUAAUGAGAAAAUAAAUAGGGCAAUUUCCUUUUACAACAAUCAUUUGCCUAAUGUACUUCAGAAGCUGCAGUCUCAACUUCCCAACUUUACCUUUAUUCAUGCAAAUCUGUAUGAGCACCUUAUUGAACUAAGGACAACUGGGUACAAAUAUGGAAUAUCGGAAAUAUGGAAGCCUUGCUGCCCAAAUAGCAUUUCCGGUGAUCUCAAAUGCUAUCCGUACAAUGCUACUUGUCCAAAUAGAAACACACAUAUUUUCUUCGAUGUGCACCCGUCCCAAAUUACCAACCAUAUAUAUGCAAGACACUGCUUCAUCGAGAAGAGAAUAUGCAAGGGCUUCAAGAUGUUGUACUAAUGCAAAUUAGGUGAUAUAAGUUAGAAAGAAAGUGGCUUUAAUUGCCAUAUGUAAUUGUUAUCUUUUUAAAGACAAAAAAUUUAUUUAAGUCAGAUUAUAUUUUGAGAUAGUAUUUGUAAUGAAAUUUGUGUUGGACAAUUGAAAUGUUUGCUAUGGAUCUCUUUCAAACCUUAUUGAAUGAGAUAGUAAUAGUAUCAUGAAAUUUGGUUAAA
Trifolium pratense (red clover) is the source of this 1466-nucleotide messenger RNA. RefSeq names its product GDSL esterase/lipase At2g03980-like. The coding region runs from base 178 to 1254 and encodes 358 amino acids. Gene Ontology annotation, molecular function: hydrolase activity, acting on ester bonds. The transcript has 6 exons. NCBI's taxonomy places the organism in Eukaryota, Viridiplantae, Streptophyta, Magnoliopsida, Fabales, Fabaceae. The record is from RefSeq and is a predicted model, not a curated record.